AUGUGCGCCAAUUUCUCCAUUCCUGGCGUCACUCCUGAGCACGUCAGACUAUAUUUGUUCCCUUACACCUUGAAGGACGAGGCGAAGAGAUGGGCAUACUCAUUGGAGCCCAAUGAAAUCACUUCAUGGGGACAGUUAGUUGAAAGGUUCAUGAAAAAGUUCUUCCCACCAACCGUCAAUGCAAAGAGAUGGAAGGAUGUGCUGAACUUCGAGCAGAAAGAGAACAAGACCCUGAGCACCGCCUGGCCUGAAUCGGCUAUUGCUGAUGCCUCUGCUGCAGAAGGAUUCAUGGAUAAAACCUACACUGAAGCAAAGGUCAUCCUUGACCGCAUCUCACAGAAUAUGAAUGACUGGAUCGACGAUAGAUAUGGAAGAAGGGGAAGCAAUCAGAGGAAGAAUGAGACAGUCAUUGUCCUUGCGGAGACAGUGACUGCAUUGGCUGCCCAAAUGGCCACAAUAACUUCCAUCCUCCAAAACAUGGCCAUGAAUCAGGGAGUCAUUCCCCCACAAUCAGCGCAACUCGUUGUACAGGCUCAAGUGGCCGUAAUUGGUUGCGUGAAUUGCGGUGGAGUUCAUGGGGCUGACUGUUGCCCAUUAUACCUGCAGCAAGUUUGCGCUAUCCAAGGAAAUUCCUUCAGCAACACCUACAACCCAGGUUGGAGGAGUCAUCCCAAUUUUGGCUGGGGUGGCAAUCCUAACCAAGGGGGGCCUAUGUACCAUAAGAGCGGGAAUAGAGGCAAUUUCAACCAGUAUCAAGGGCAGUCGAGAAUCCAGAACCAACAACCCUCAAAAUCUACAUCCAACACCUCGGGAGAAUCCUUAGAGUCACUGCUCAAGCAAUAUAUGGACAAGAAUGAUGCGGUGAUGCAAGCUCAAGUAUCCUCAAUAAGAAAUCUAGAAAUCCAGGUGCACCAGCUGGCGUCUGAACAUCGAAAUCGUGCACCGGGAACACUGCCAAGCAACUCAGAAGACCCUGGAUCAAAUGGAAAAGAGUAA
This is a messenger RNA of Benincasa hispida (wax gourd), 996 nucleotides long. The record is from RefSeq and is a predicted model, not a curated record. NCBI's taxonomy places the organism in Eukaryota, Viridiplantae, Streptophyta, Magnoliopsida, Cucurbitales, Cucurbitaceae.